This is a messenger RNA of Blastomyces gilchristii SLH14081, 4131 nucleotides long. RefSeq names its product replication factor C subunit 1. The record is from RefSeq and is a predicted model, not a curated record. The transcript has 5 exons. The coding region runs from base 413 to 3616 and encodes 1067 amino acids. Gene Ontology annotation, molecular function: ATP hydrolysis activity; DNA clamp loader activity; ATP binding. Gene Ontology annotation, biological process: DNA repair; DNA replication. Lineage: Eukaryota; Fungi; Ascomycota; Eurotiomycetes; Onygenales; Ajellomycetaceae. Gene Ontology annotation, cellular component: DNA replication factor C complex; nucleus.
GAAAUUUGGAAGGGAUACUCACGGGACGGGCGUAGAGAGAUUAACUGAAGCCCCUGGAAGAUAUUUAAUCGGGGAGCCAUGUUUCCGGCGUGGAAUCGAAUCGUUAUCCCUCCCAAUGGCGCGGAAGCAUCAUUUCUCGCUCCGACCUGCGAAAUAAUUCUCCUCAGGUGUGCACGGACCAGCGACGAGAGCCGCAUUAACUUACAUAAGCAACUUCCCAUCAAGGUAGCCGCUUCACGUGUUUUGGCGCGUCACUCAUGCGGCAACGACGUGUCGUAAGGUCAAGGAAAUUAUUUCAACAAUCUUCAUCGUCUGUGUUUUGUGGCAUACUGAGCCUGCCCUCCUUCCUUAGGGCCAUUUGGACCUUUUCUAGUCUGGUGGAUAUAAUUGGAUUUUUUUUGAUAUACAUUGAAUGACAAUGCCUGCGGACAUAAGGAGCUUUUUUGGCGGCAGCGGGAGGCAGCCGACCAGUUCUAGCAAAACAAAAACACCUGCCAAAAAGCCAGAGGAUGCAUCAUCCUCGAGAAAACGACGUAGUAGAAAGGUAGUAGAAGAUAGUGAUGAGGAUGAAGAUCUUGAACAGGCUCCUCCACCAAAACCCCAGCCAAAGAAAAAACACAAGCCCGAAGAACCCAAAGGUGAACCCACGACGACAUCUGCUUAUUUCGCAUCGUCCAAAAAGAACAAAACCCAACAUAAAGAGAAUGAAUCUGGUGAAACAAAACAGGCCAGGGCAGAUGCUACUCCGGAAGUCAAGACAAAUUCUAAACCCAAAUCGGAAAGGAAUGAACAUAUAGAUAUUCCCGUUCGCAGCUCACCCUCAACGCGGAAGACGCAACCAAAGCAUAAAUCCGCUAAAACUGCUCAAAUCAUCGACGAUGAAGACGACCUUGGUGCAGAUGAUAUUUUCGCAACCGGUUAUCGAAACCCAAGGAAGGGUGGAGACGACGACUAUGUGGAGGGGGACGACAGCGAUUUUGAGGACAUAGAAGUGGAACCACCAAAGGCUGCAUCGUCCAAGUCAAAGCCAGCCAGAACUACCCCACGUACCAGACGUGAGAAUAGAAUAAAGGCUACGGAAUCACCGUCUCGAAAUGUACGAAAACGUAAGUCGGAGGCAUUAGGUGUGGAUGAAGAGAGCGAUGACUACAUCGAUACGAAAAGAAAACCAUCCCGUGCCCAGGCCCAAAAAAGCCUUUCCAAAUCUGCAGUGAAGAAAACAAAAGCAACGAAAACGGACCGGCCAGAAAACAAGGGCAUCCAGGAUAUCUUUGACAGCAUUCCGAUGGUGCGCCCGCCAUCUCCUCCGGCCGCAGAUGGCACUAAGAAAUUCAAUUUCGCCCAACGUUCUAGAGACCCUGUUACAUCUGACACAAAAGAAUUGCCCGUUGGCGCAGAAAAUUGUCUGGCAGGCCUGUCGUUUGUCUUCACCGGUGUACUUGAUACGUUAGGCCGAGAAGAAGGCCAAUCGUUAGUGAAACGAUAUGGUGGAAAAGUUACUUCAGGACCAAGCUCUAAAACCAGCUAUGUCGUACUGGGCAAUGAUGCAGGGCCUAAAAAGCUAGAAACUAUCCGGAAGUUCGGGCUCAAAACCAUAAAUGAAGAUGGGCUAUUCGAAUUGAUCAGAAGGCUUCCCGCAAAUGGAGGAGAUGGCAAGGCUGCUGAACAACACGCAGCGAAGAAGAAGCUGGAAGAGCAAAGAAUCAAGGACAUGGCGGCAGAGAUAGACCGUGAAGAAAAGAAGAGGGCUGCGGCUUCUAUGGCAUCCACAAGCAAGACCACGAACGGGGCAAGUAAGCCAGCGCCUGCCGCAGUUGACAGUCGACUUUGGACCUCGAGGUACGCACCUACAUCACUUAGCAUGAUAUGCGGUAAUAAAGGUGCCGUGGAAAAACUUCAAUCUUGGCUUCGGAACUGGAGAAACAGUGCAAUGGCGGAUUUUAAAAAGGGAGGGAAAGAUGGCACAGGUUUGUAUCGUGCCGUCAUGAUACACGGCCCACCCGGUAUCGGGAAAACAACAGCUGCACAUCUUGUAGCAAAGCUUGAGAACUAUGAUGUUGUUGAAAGCAAUGCAAGUGAUACUAGAAGCAAAAGCCUUGUUGAAACAGGCCUUCAGGGGGUGCUGGAUACUACUUCUCUCCAAGGUUACUUCUCUGGGGAAGGGAAGAGGGUGGAGAGCGGCAAAAAGAAUUUGGUUCUUAUCAUGGAUGAAGUAGAUGGGAUGUCGGCUGGAGACCGUGGUGGUGUUGGAGCCCUCGCUGCAGUGGCCAAGAAGACUCGAAUCCCGAUGAUACUAAUUUGCAACGAACGAAGACUUCCCAAAAUGAGACCUUUCGACUCCGUCACAUUCGACCUACAAUUCAGGCGCCCUACUGUGGAACAGAUCCGUGCGCGGCUAUCUACUAUCUGUUAUCGCGAGGGAUUAAAAAUAACACCGCAGGUCCUCGACAAUCUAAUCCAGGGCACCCACGCCGAUAUCAGACAAGUAAUAAAUAUGUUGUCUACUGCGAAGCUUGACCAACAAGCCCUUGAUUACGACCAAGGCAAGCAAAUGUCUAAGGCCUGGGAAAAACACGUUAUCCUAAAACCAUGGGACAUUGUUAGCAAGAUCCUGAGUGCUCAAAUGUUCUCUCAAAGUUCACAAACGUCUCUGAAUGAAAAGGUCGAACUUUACUUUAACGAUCACGAAUUCAGUUACCUAAUGUUGCAGGAGAAUUAUCUCAAUACGAAGCCAUCAGCAGCGAACUCAUACCAAGGCAGAGAGCAGAAGUUCAAGUUGUUGGAGUUGGCCGACAAUGCUGCUCAGAGUAUAAGUGAUGGUGACCUAGUGGAUCGAAUGAUUCAUGGAACUCAGCAGCAAUGGAGUUUGAUGCCCACCCAUGCCGUAUUCAGCUUUGUCCGACCUGCUAGCUUCGUUGCUGGAAACAUGACACGGCAGCCGGCAUUCACAAGCUGGCUCGGUAACAAUAGCAAGCAAGGCAAGAUGGCACGUCAGAUCAAAGAAAUACAGGGACACAUGCGACUACGAUCUUCUGGGGAUCGGCAUGAAAUCCGCCAGCAAUACCUUCCUGCUCUGUGGAACAAAUUGGUACGACCGUUACAAGUCCAUGGCAAAGACGCGGUUGAAGAAGUCAUAGAUUUGAUGGACAGUUACUUCCUCACACGCGAGGACUGGGAUUCCAUCGUCGAACUUGGCCUCGCCUCAAUGGAUGAAAAGAAAUUAAACAUCGACUCACAAACGAAAGCCACUUUCACACGCCUAUAUAAUCAACAAUCGCAUCCUCUCCCAUUUAUGAAAGCCACAAGCGUUGUCGCGCCGAAGCACCUUGCCAAGGUGAAGCCUGACCUUGAAGAUGCCAUUGAUGAGUCGGACGAAGGCGAGGAGAUUUUGGGCGAAGAAGAAACUAAAGGCGAUGAGAGCGACCUCGACCUGAAAAAGGAUAAAUAUGUGAAACUGCCGAAGAAAACCCCAGCGAGGAAAGGAAAGGCUGCUACAAAGCCACAGGCGAAGAAGACCAAGAAGAACGUUGUUGACGACGAUGAUGAGGAUGACGAAGAGGAUGUUAAGCCGAAGAAGGGCGCACGGAAAGCUCGAAAGCCCAGAGGGAAAGCGUAGGUCAUGGGCUGGACUGACGCUUCUCUUUUUUGGUGCAAAACGUACAGGGGUCUGGGUAAACCCUUUUGUAUAGUUCGCUUACAUUAGUUGAGUUUUGAUAAUUAUAAAGUCAUCCGCACACUAUUUUGCAAGUAUUUUCGACUGAGGAUACCUUAUGUGUCUGUGUCCAUGCGUCAUUCUGUUAUAUUAGUCUUCUGGACUUAGUAAUCGCUACGGAUUCAGAUAUUUCAAUCAGCGUCUAUUGAUCAAUUGAAACUUCAAAACCUCCUUUCCGAACCAUGUAUUAUUACUGCUGAAACAAGGAUAUAAAAACUAAAAUACAGGCUCCAUAUAGGAUUUGAAUGCCUAUAUUCGAGUAUCAAACUCCUAUCUUUAGUGAGAUAAUACUAGUUAAAUAACCCAAACAACGAAAAUAAGCCAACAGUUUAGUCAUAUCUACGUACCAAAAGUAUGGUGAAUAUAAAGGUAUCAAACAAAAUAGACAUAGAGAACCCCAAACAUAAAAUCGUGCGCCA